Molecule: messenger RNA, 3198 nt
Organism: Drosophila grimshawi
Lineage: Eukaryota; Metazoa; Arthropoda; Insecta; Diptera; Drosophilidae
Gene: Clbn
Product: nuclear export mediator factor NEMF homolog
Exons: 6
Coding region: 134-3085 (983 amino acids)
Biological process (GO): rescue of stalled cytosolic ribosome; ribosome-associated ubiquitin-dependent protein catabolic process
Cellular component (GO): RQC complex
Molecular function (GO): ribosomal large subunit binding; tRNA binding
Source: RefSeq, a predicted model, not a curated record
UUAAGACAACGUUCAGCGAUUUCAACCAAAACGAAAACCAAAAGUUUUGACAAUUUAAGCUGUUAAGCACGUGUUUUGACAACUACUGCAAAUGGUAAAAGAGACGACUGUGUAAAUCAAUCAACAAUAAACCAUGAAAACACGGUUUAAUUCUUACGAUAUUAUAUGUGGUGUUGCCGAGCUUCAAAGGCUUGUCGGCUUACGCGUAAAUCAAAUAUAUGACAUUGACAACAAGACGUAUCUAUUCCGACUUCAUGGAAGUGGAGCAUCGGAGAAGGCGACAUUGUUACUUGAGUCUGGCACUCGAUUUCACACAACUGCCUUUGAGUGGCCCAAAAAUGUAGCGCCGUCGGGCUUCAGCAUGAAGCUAAGAAAACAUUUGAAAAAUAAGCGACUUCAGCAUGUACGUCAACUGGGUGCGGACAGAAUUGUUGAUUUUCAGUUUGGCACUGGGGAAGCUGCUUAUCAUGUUCUGUUGGAGCUGUAUGACCGUGGAAACGUCAUUUUAACUGAUUAUGAGCAAACCAUACUUUACAUCCUGCGACCGCACACUGAAGGAGAAAGUGUUCGCUUUGCCAUGCGUGAAAAAUAUCCAAUUGACCGGGCAAAAGAGGGAAACUGUGAAACCAUGUCUGAAGACGCAAUGCGUCAAAGAAUAGAGAAUUCGAAAGGUGGUGAAAGUUUGAGGAGUAUUUUAAUGCCAAUCUUAGACUGUGGCCCAGCUGUAAUUGAACACGUCCUUGUCGAACACGGAAUAGAAAAUUGCAUUGUGAAUUCUGCUCCUGAUGCUGACGAACCAGCGAAAGAAGAAAUGACGAAGACACAAAAUCCGAAAAAAAAUAAGCGUAAUCAAAAAACUUGUAAGACUAAGUUAUUUGACUUGGUGACCGAUCUGCAAAAACUAAUGAUGGCAAUAAAGGACGCGCGUGAUAUAAUAGAAAUUGGACAAAGUGGUAACUCUAAUGGCUAUAUAAUUCAAGUUAAAGAAGAAAAACCAUUGGAUACUGAAAAUACUGAACAUUUUUAUCGAAAUGUUGAGUUCCAUCCAUACUUGUUUGUCCAGAAUAAAGAUCAGCCAUUCAAAAAAUAUGAAACCUUUAUGGAAGCAGUCGAUGAAUUUUUUUCAACACAAGAAUCGCAAAAAAUCGAUAUUAAAACGUUGCAGCAAGAGAGAGAAGCUCUCAAGAAGCUUUCUAAUGUCAAAAAUGAUCACACAAAGCGAUUGGACGAACUAAAUAAAUUACAAGAUAUUGAUAAAAGGAAAGCCGAAUUAAUAACGUCUAAUCAAAGUUUGGUGGAUAAGGCCAUUUUGGCAAUUCAGUCAGCCAUCGCCAGUCAAUUGUCGUGGCCAGACAUACAAGAGCUGGUAAAAGAGGCUCAAACAAAUGGCGAUGUUGUUGCCAGCUCAAUAAAGCAAUUAAAGUUAGAAAUAAAUCACAUAUCGUUACUCCUUACGGAUCCAUACGAGUGUAAUGACGAUGAUUCGAUUAUAGUUGAUGUCGAUUUGGCAUUAUCCGCUUGGGCUAAUGCUCGCCGAUAUUAUGACCAAAAGCGUUCAGCGGCUCUAAAGGAAAAGAAAACCAUCGACGCAUCGCAGAAAGCACUGAAAUCAGCUGAACGUAAAACACAACAAACUCUUAAAGAAGUGCGCACUAUAUCAAAUAUAGCCAAGGCACGCAAAGUCUUUUGGUUUGAAAAGUUUUAUUGGUUUGUUAGUUCAGAGAACUAUCUUGUCAUUGGAGGGCGGGAUGCGCAGCAGAAUGAACUUAUUGUUAAAAGGUACAUGCGGCCAAAAGAUAUAUAUGUUCAUGCCGAUAUUCAAGGCGCAUCAAGUGUUAUAAUUCGCAAUGCAACGGGGGGGGAUAUUCCACCCAAAACAUUGUUAGAAGCUGGCACAAUGGCGAUUUCAUACAGCGUGGCAUGGGACGCAAAAGUCGUCACAAAUUCCUAUUGGGUCUAUAGUAACCAAGUUAGCAAAACGGCCCCGAGUGGAGAAUAUUUGGGUACGGGCAGUUUUAUGAUUCGUGGAAAGAAAAAUUUUCUUCCAUCGUGUCAUCUGAUAAUGGGCCUUAGUUUGCUUUUCAAACUUGAAGAAGGCUUCGUCCAACGCCAUGCAGGAGAACGGAAAAUUAGAAAUACAGACGAUGUGGCUGAUGAAGAUGAUAAAGCUCAGCAAGCAGAAAUUACAUAUACGGAACUCGAUGAAAUAAGCGAAUCUAACGAGGCAGAUAAUGUUUGUGCGAAUGCAAAUGCCUUUCCAGACACCGAAGUUAAGGUUGAACAUGAUACCGGCCGAAUUACUGUCAAAACAGAGUUAUUGCGUGAGGAUUCAAAACCUAAAACUGUUGAAAUUUCACAAGAAAAUAAUAUAAUAAACGAAGAGGAAACAGUCAUAAUAGAAGCAGGACCAUCCCGCAAGAAGACUCAAACGACAAACAAAAAACGUAGAGAAGCUAAAGUACGUUCGGAUAAAGCAGAUAUUGAGAGAUCCCAAGCUAGCGUGACUGAAAUGCUGGAGCCUAUAAAUGCUUCCAAAGUAAAACGAGGCCAGAAGGCAAAAUUGAAGAAGAUGAAAUCAAAAUACAGGGAUCAAGACGAAGAGGAACGCAAAAUGCGAAUGCUGAUUCUAAAUUCUUCAGGAAAAGAUAAAGUGAUCACCAGUAAUGACAACGAAGAUGAGAAACCCAAUACUCUAAAAGUAAAUCCGGUCGAAACUUUGGACGCACCCAUUGCCAAAAAUCAAAUUGAAAUAGAUGAAAACGACGAUGCGCCCGUUAUCGUUGACGCCGAUUUGCUGGAUACCCUCACUGGAGUGCCCCUUGAUGAUGAUGAACUGUUAUUUGCUAUUCCAGUUGUUGCUCCUUAUCAAUCAUUGCAGCAGUAUAAGUUUAAGGUGAAGCUGACUCCCGGAACAGGAAAACGAGGAAAAGCUGCUAAACUGGCACUAAGUAUUUUUUCAAAGGACAAAGCCUGUAAUAAUCGCGAAAAGGAUUUACUUAAAAGCAUAAAAGAAGAAGCUCUUGCAAGAAACAUCCCUGGAAAAGUUAAAGUUUCGGCACCUCAAUUACAGAAAUUAAGAAAGUGAAAAUAACUAGACCAUAGUUCUUACAUCUCAAUUCAAAAUUAUAUAAAACUUGUAUAUAACAGUUUAUAGAAACAAUUAAAACAAUAAAAUACGCCUUACUGUUGACACUUGAA